Molecule: messenger RNA, 1569 nt
Organism: Xyrichtys novacula (pearly razorfish)
Lineage: Eukaryota; Metazoa; Chordata; Actinopteri; Labriformes; Labridae
Source: the annotation of a GenBank genome assembly
AUGGAUGAAGAAGGAGGAUCAUCCGGGCUGGUUAAAUCAGCUGCAGUCAAACUAUCCGAGAUGGGGGAGAGAACCAAACAAUUAGGCACCGCCAUUAAGGAUCCUCACCAGCAGAGACGGAUCAUUUUAGUGAUUGUUUGCGUCGCUCUCCUGCUGGACAAUAUGCUCUACAUGGUAAUCGUGCCAAUUAUCCCGGACUAUCUCGCAGAUCUGGAGAGUGAGCAGUCAGAGCACGUCCACGUAGUGAUGCACCCCAACUCUUCAACCAACAGCACAAGCCUAGACAAAAGCACCAAGGACAGUUUAGACGUUCAGAUAGGAGUACUUUUUGCGUCCAAAGCCAUCCUACAGCUUUUAGUAAACCCGCUCUCUGGGACUUUCAUUGAUCGGGUUGGAUAUGACAUUCCGCUUUUAAUCGGACUCACUGUGAUGUUCUUUUCCACAUGCAUUUUUGCAAUCGGGGAGAACUAUGCCACGCUGUUUGUCGCCAGAAGUUUGCAGGGUCUCGGCUCUGCGUUCGCGGACACCUCCGGGAUCGCGAUGAUUGCGGACAAGUACACGGAGGAGACGGAGAGGAGCAAGGCGCUGGGGAUCGCCCUGGCGUUCAUCUCGUUCGGGAGUCUGGUCGCGCCUCCUUUCGGGGGAAUCCUGUACGAGUUCGCGGGGAAGAAAGUUCCCUUCAUCGUUCUCGCGUGUAUCUGCCUGGCGGACGGCUUCCUGCUCCUGACAGUCAUCAAACCCUUCUCCAACAGGACUAGAGAGAACAUGCCGGUGGGAACCCCCAUCUACAGACUCAUGAUCGACCCGUACAUAGCUGUAGUAGCCGGGGCACUCACAGUGUGCAACAUCCCUCUGGCUUUCCUGGAGCCCACAAUAGCCAACUGGAUGGAAACCACCAUGCACUCCACUCAGUGGGAGAUGGGGCUCACGUGGCUCCCGGCCUUUUUCCCGCAUGUUCUCGGUGUGUACAUAACAGUCAAAUUAGCUGCAAAGCACCCAAAUUUACAGUGGUUCUACGGAGCUGUGGGUAUGGUUAUCAUAGGGGCGAGCUCCUGCACAGUCCCCGCAUGCAAAAGUUUUGGGCAGCUCAUUGCGCCUUUGUGCGGGAUUUGCUUUGGCAUUGCGCUUGUAGACACCGCGCUCCUUCCCACAUUAGCCUUUUUAGUCGAUGUGCGUCAUGUUUCAGUGUAUGGAAGUGUUUACGCUAUAGCAGAUAUUUCUUAUUCUGUAGCAUAUGCUAUGGGUCCAAUAGUAGCCGGGCAGAUCGUGCACAGUCGCGGCUUCGUGCAGCUCAAUCUGGGUAUGGGUCUUGUUAAUGUGCUUUACGCGCCAGCUCUGUUGCUGUUGCGCAACGUGUGCCAAAUGAAACCGUCCUACUCAGAGAGGGAUAACCUGUUAGAUGAGGGUCCGCAGGGGUUGUACGACACUAUCAGGAUGGAGGAGAGGAGGGCGAAAAAGAAGGGCUACAGUACCGCGGGGAACUGUUUGUCAGUAGAUGAAAACGGGUUCGAUCCCUUCAAAGCACAGCGGUCCAUGUCAGAGGAGUCAUCCGGUCCAGAGUUCACUUAA